CUGGUAGAUUGGUUGUAACCGUCGAUCUAUAAAAGCAGACCCUCUCUUUUCCCUUUGUCUCUCACUUGAAUGAACACACACGCCCUACUUCUCUCUUGGAAACAUGUGUGGUGGUGCUAUUAUCUCCGAUUUCGUUGCCGUCAAACGAAGCCGGCGAUGGAACGCCGAGGAUCUCUGGUCUGAGCUUGACACCUUCUCUGACUUUCUUGGUCUGGACUAUCCUAAUAAUGCUAAUAAAGACCAGAUAUCUACCCAGCUGGAUCUUAAACUCCCUGAAAAACAAAAGGAGCAACAGCUGCUCAGCCAAGUGGCCAUCGGCAGUGAGAAGUCUGAGAAGACUACCACUGCAACGGAAGGGAACAAGAGUCAGAGAAUUCGCAAGAAUAUUUACAGAGGAAUAAGGCAAAGGCCAUGGGGGAAAUGGGCUGCUGAGAUCAGAGACCCACACAAGGGUGUCCGUGUCUGGCUCGGGACUUAUAAUACAGCUGAAGAAGCCGCCCGAGCGUACGAUGAGGCAGCCAAGCGCAUCCGUGGCGACAAGGCUAAGCUCAAUUUUGGGCAGUCACCAUCCCCACCACCACCUCAAGCUACAAGUGCAUCUCCGACGGUACCACCACCAUCAAAGAAGCGGUGCCUUAUCGCUUCUGAGAUGACUGCUGCUGGCUUCCAAACCUGCAGCGUGCCAGCACCGCCACCAUACAUGGGUGUUGGCGUCGGAUACCAAAAAGAAUUGGGCAGUGAAUGUGAGCUGAAAGAACAAAUCUCAAGCCUAGAGACGUUUCUGGAAUUGGAGCCAGAGCAGAUGGUGGCUCAGCUGAGUGGAAGCAGCUGUGAGACAAGCGAGUCGGUGGACCUGUGGAUGCUGGAUGACCUGGUGAGCCAUCAUCAGAACCAGCGCCAGCUUUCUUUUUAAAGUAAAUAAUAAAUAAAGUAAAUGUGGCAAGCGGUGGUUGUGUUUAGGGUUUUAAUGGUACUGUGUUUAUGUUUGAUGCUUCCUUGUUUAAGAUGGUUUUAAUUAUAGAUUGAACUGGUUUUGCUCGAGACUAA
Molecule: messenger RNA, 1047 nt
Organism: Manihot esculenta (cassava)
Lineage: Eukaryota; Viridiplantae; Streptophyta; Magnoliopsida; Malpighiales; Euphorbiaceae
Product: ethylene-responsive transcription factor RAP2-3
Exons: 2
Coding region: 104-913 (269 amino acids)
Biological process (GO): regulation of DNA-templated transcription; ethylene-activated signaling pathway
Molecular function (GO): DNA binding; DNA-binding transcription factor activity
Source: RefSeq, a predicted model, not a curated record